Ricinus communis (castor bean) is the source of this 2326-nucleotide messenger RNA. Its product is annotated as ultraviolet-B receptor UVR8. Lineage: Eukaryota; Viridiplantae; Streptophyta; Magnoliopsida; Malpighiales; Euphorbiaceae. The record is from RefSeq and is a predicted model, not a curated record. Bases 413 to 2029 code for a protein of 538 amino acids. The transcript has 7 exons.
AACGUAUAGAUAUAAAGCAAGCCAAGAAAGACACCUCUCCUCUCUCUUUCUCUCUCACAUAUUCACUCUUUUCUUCAACAAAACAAUAAAAGAAAAAAAGAAAAUCAAAAUUCCCUUCAUUUUCUCUUUGCUCACUUUUAAUCUGGCCUAAAUUCUCAAUCUUUUAGAGAAACAGAACAAUCUUUGAUCAUCACAAACAUACUAACUCUCUGUUGUUCAAUUUUGAUCUGUUUUUGGCCUAAAAACCUUGUAAUUCUCUUCAAUUAUUGACAGAUGCAGAUGGGUUUUGAUCAAUCAUGGACCUUGAUUAUGUGUUUGAGAAUUGAAGCUUGCUGAUUAGUGCAUAAUUUUUUAAGCAACUUAGACAAUUUUCUCUGCCAAGUUUGGGCACUGCAAUAACUUAGCAGUGCCCAUGGAUGCCACAACGAGUGGAACCUCAAGUAUACAAUACCAUAACAUAACAACUGACCAGCCCAUUACUGCAAUUGUUGCUGCUCCUGUAUCCACAUUUCAACGAAAUCAACGCCAUUGUUUCGGGGAAUCCAGUCCUGGAGAAUUCCCCUUAGCUGCCAGUCCAUCAAUUGUUCUCCAUGUACUCACUACUUGUAAUUUGGAUCCUCAAGAUCUUGCGAAACUAGAGGCAACAUGUUCCUUCUUUAGACAGCCUGCAAACUUUGCCCCCGACUAUGAAUUGUCUAUCUCAGAACUUGCAGCUCUUGAUAUGUGCCAAAAGAGAGCCAUUUUUAAGCCAAUGACUUCUGAAGAACGUCGAGAUCUGAAACAAAGAUGUGGGGGCUCAUGGAAACUAGUCCUGAGAUUUUUACUGGCUGGAGAAGCAUGUUGCAGGAGGGAGAAUUCUCAGGCAAUAGCUGGACCUGGUCAUAGCAUUGCUGUGACAUCGAAGGGAGUAGUGUAUUCCUUUGGCUCUAAUAGCUCAGGACAACUUGGUCAUGGAAAUACUGAAGAGGAAUGGCGACCUCGACAAAUCAGAUCCCUGCAAGGCAUUCGAAUUAUCCAAGCAGCUGCUGGGCCUGGCAGGACAAUGCUAAUUAGUGAUGCUGGACAGGUGUAUGCCUUUGGAAAGGACUCCUUCGGCGAAGCUGAGUAUGGAGUUCAAGGAACUAAAUUGGUUACAACUCCACAACUCGUUGAGUCUUUGAAAAACAUAUUUGUUGUGCAAGCUGCAAUAGGAAAUUUCUUCACUGCUGUAUUGUCUAGAGAAGGCAGGGUUUACACAUUUUCUUGGGGCAGUGAUGGCAAACUUGGUCAUCAGACUGAGCCAACUGAUGUUGAACCUCACCCUUUGUUAGGUGCACUUGAAAAUAUUCCAGUGGUACAGAUUGCAGCUGGAUACUGUUACCUUCUUGCUCUUGCUUGUCAGCCCAGUGGCAUGUCAGUGUACUCUGUUGGUUGCGGCUUGGGUGGGAAGCUGGGGCAUGGGUCAAGAACUGAUGAGAAGUAUCCUCGACUAAUUGAACAAUUUCAGCUUUUAAACCUUCAGCCUAUGGUGGUCGCAGCUGGUGCUUGGCAUGCUGCUGUGGUAGGGCGUGAUGGACGGGUUUGCACGUGGGGUUGGGGUCGUUAUGGGUGCUUGGGUCAUGGGAAUGAGGAGUGUGAGUCAGUUCCUAAGGUAGUGGACGCAUUGAGCAACAUUAAAGCUGUUCAUGUUGCUACAGGGGAUUACACAACCUUUGUAGUUUCUGAGGAGGGUGAUGUAUACUCAUUUGGUUGUGGUGAAUCUGCUAGUCUAGGGCAUAAUGCUGCUGCUGCUGCUAAUGCUGAUGGACAGGGAAGGCAUGCCAAUGUCUUGAGCCCAGAACUUGUAACCUCACUGAAGGAGGUGAACGAACGAGUGGUGCAGAUCAGCCUGACAAAUUCGAUAUACUGGAAUGCUCAUACAUUUGCACUCACUGACAGUGGGAAACUGUAUGCAUUUGGUGCCGGAGACAAAGGGCAGCUGGGCACAGAACUUGUGAACAACCAAACUGAAAGAGGGAACCCAGAAAGGGUCGAUAUUGACCUAAGUUAGCCAUUAAAAUGGCUGACCUUCCAAUUUCUUACCCCCUUUUUAACUCCUCAGCAUCAGGAUUACACUCUGCAUUUGGUGUUUAGAUUCCAUGUUUAUUUUGUACAUAGAAGAAAAAGAACAGACAGCAUUUGUGAAGAUUUAAGCUUUUAGGUAGUAAAAGGUCCAAGCUCACUUAACCUGCAGCACCAAAUGACUUGGAUAUUUAGGUUGGAGCUUGAGACUCAAGUUGUUAAUAGUUGAUACAUUUGUUAAGGUUCAUUAAUAACUUAUUUAUGCUGAUUUGCAUUCCUAAUCCAA